AUGAGAAGGAACGGGAAGGUCCUAACAUUAGACUUUUCCAAAAGACCAGAGGAAGAUGACUGGGAAUGUCUAUCUACUUGUAGUAACAUACCCGGUAUAGAGGCUACAAAGGAUAAAAACAAGCUGGUGAAUAGUUUUACAAAAUACCAUUAUAAACAUAAUAGUGGAAAUACAUUUACUCUAAUUACUAGUCUAGGUGGUGGACAUAAUUUAAGAGGACGUGGAGGGAAUAUCCUGGAGGUAACAGUUUACUAUUGGAACAGCGGUGAUCAUACUCCAAUCUUGCUUGGAAUUAAAGAUAAAACUGGUAAGACUAAAUACUAUUCCUACACUACAACUAGUUUUAGAGGAACAAAACAGAGUAACUGGUCACCUUCUGGUAAUAAUGACAAUAAUUCACUUGAAUACCUACUAGAUUGGAGAAACUGUAGUUUCCAUGCUGCCAUCCCCUUUGACAUACAGAAUCCCGCUGACCCAUCUAAGCUUUAUACUGAUAAAAAAGUACCUCCAUGUAUGAAUAAUUAUAGAAAUAUCAGAGAAUCUGAUUCUCAGUCUCCAAAACUUACUAUUCUCGGAUAUGAUGUUAAGGAAUACACCGUCCACAAUAAUGAUAAAAAUCCUCCUGGCAAGUUUAUCGGUACAAAGAUCUCCAGAGUAACCUAA
Theileria equi strain WA is the source of this 663-nucleotide messenger RNA. RefSeq lists its product as hypothetical. The transcript has a single exon. Lineage: Eukaryota; Apicomplexa; Aconoidasida; Piroplasmida; Theileriidae. The record is from RefSeq and is a predicted model, not a curated record. The coding region runs from base 1 to 663 and encodes 220 amino acids.